Messenger RNA from Caenorhabditis angaria, 3152 nucleotides. The record is from the annotation of a GenBank genome assembly. NCBI's taxonomy places the organism in Eukaryota, Metazoa, Nematoda, Chromadorea, Rhabditida, Rhabditidae.
AUGCGGGUCUUUGGUCUAAUUGUAUUCUGGCUCAUAGCCCCCAGUUUUCAUAAUGUUGUUGAGGAGAUUUGCACCACGGAGAAAACAUUGGUGAAGAAGAGUGAUAAGAAUUGUCAAAAAAUCGCAGAGGAAUUCGAAAUCACAGAGAAGGAUAUUGAACAAUUGAAUAAUAUUACUUGUAGUGGAACACUGCCAAGAAAGUAAGUUUAUGAAAAAAAUUCCAAAAGCUUUUGGUUUUUUUUUGAGAUUAAGUUCCUUCCGAUUCAAAAAUAGACUUAUUGCUUUUUAGAAUAUGUGUGGAGAAAGAAAACGUAACUCGAGGUUGUGUCGAAACAAAAACCGUUGUGAUUCCAACUGUUUGCGCCGAUUUGUACAAAAGUUUGAAUACAACUGAAGCUGACUUUCUCGCAAAUAAUCCGGGAGCCAAUUGCACAAAUGACAAGUUGACCUUUGAAUUUUGCCAAAAGAUGGAUAUAAUUGGUGCGAAUUUAUAACGUUUAUUUUGAAAAUUUGAAGCUUCUAAUUCAUAAAUGAUUUUUUUAAGAAGACGAAUGCAAAUUAUUGGAGACAAUUGAUAAAUCUAACAGCUGUUCAUCGAUCGCCAAAAAAUAUGCUCUGAAUUUGGCAAUGUUGAAAGAGAAAUACAAUUGUGGUACCAGUCUAUCACCAAAAAGUAAGGAUAUUUGCAUAUCGGAAAUGUGUCAAUAUCGAUAUAAGAUUGAGAAUAACAGAACCUCAUGUAAACAUAUAUCGCAAUUUUUUAAAAUUCCAAUCAGAGAAAUUGAACAAUUCAAUCAUGGUAUCAAAUGUAAAGGCAAUCUUCCUCAAAAUAUUUCAUUAUGUGUUUGGCCUUCAAAAAGCAAAAAAAUUCGAAAACUUCCGGAUAUGACUUGUAUCGAAAAAGUAAAGAGAAGUGAGUUUUUCAAAACGAUAUAAUCUUGAUUUCCGAUUUCCAGAUAGCACCAAAUGGGAUGUUGAUCGUCAAGCUCAUGGGUUUUCAAUGAGUCGAGAUACAUUUAUAUUUUUGAAUCAACUUGAAUCCAAUGCCUCACAUUAUUGCACUAAAACACCGUCAUUAUUGCAAUGUGUAAGGUUUCACAAAGUUAAAAAAGGUGAAACUUGUGAAUCAAUUGCUAGAAGCGAACGAUUGGAUGUGCCCUGGUUAGAACGCCUCAAUCCAACUCUUCGAUGUGAGAAUAUCAAUUUGGCUGAAGAGAUUUGUGUAAUGCAUGGCUACUUUAAACCAACCUGGUGUCUGUCGCAAACAACGCGCUGGAAAACUGAGACAAAUUGUAGCUCGAUUUACAACCGAACAUUAACUGAUGAAAAAAUGAUCGAAGAUUUGAACAAAGGGUUGAAUUGUACUGCACCACACAAUCAAAACAUUGGAGUGUGUGUUCAAUCAUUUGGAAUGGAAACUCGAGAAGCGCACGAAAAAAUGGCCGAACUCAUGAAAAAUGUCUCACUACCUCUACACAAAGCUUAUGUUGCUUAUAUCGAUAACAUGGAGAAUGCGAAGAUUCAGGAGAAAUUGUCACAACAAUUUUUGGAAGUAAUCAAAAAUGAAACGGUUUAUGAGAAACUAAAAGAUUUGAAGGAAAAUAAUGAGGAUUUCAAAAUGGUUAUUGAUAAUUAUGAGCGUAGCAGCUGGGAUUUCUGCAAAGGAGCUGGAAACUACACGUGAGUCUAAACGUUGUUUAUAGAAAAAACAAAACAUUUAACAUUGAUUUUAGGAAAGAGGCGCGGGACUGUUUCUGUAACGGUAAAGAUCUGAUUAUGUAUUGUAAAACGUUGAUGGUUGAUGAUCUGAAGAAAGCUUUCAGUAAUAGUAUGGCAGAUAAUACAUCGCAUAAAAGAGCAAAACGAUCAGCUGGUUGCAGAAUGAGUUUAGAUAAAGAAGGCGACACAGAAGGGCAAAAAUGUGCACAAGCUAAAUGUUCCCUUGCACUUCUCCCACUUCCACUGGAACUUUCUGUUACUGGUGAAUUAUGUUAUCCAGAUCCCGGAAAGUUGAAAGAUUUAGUCGAUUUGAAGAAUCCGUUGAAAACCCUCGAUAAAGUGAUGAACUUUGAUGCGGAAUAUGACAAACUUUUCGAAUUAUUGAUCGAAACCAGUAUUUCCCUAGCAGUGAGCUUGUGUAUUAUGGGAACAAGUUUGCUCGAGAGUGUAGGGCUUAGCCUACCAUGUUGGGAAGCGCUGAAAAUCGAAUACGUUCCAUUGGCACAUCGAUUAACACUAUCCACUGAACUCAAUCUGGGUAUUGUUGAGGCCAAAGCGUCGUUCACUACUAACACGCCAAACUUUUUUGACAUUGAUAAGGCUUGUGUUAAAGACGUGCUCUUCUGCCACGACUAUUGUCAGCAAUAUAAAAAUUAUGGUAGUGCGAGCAUCUAUGCCAAAGUCGCAUGGUUCCCUGGUAUCAGUCUAGUUGAUGAGAAAUGGGAAGAUCCGAUGGCACCGUGUAAACUGAAUGAGCGUCGCAUAUUGGUGAACUAUGUAGAUGCAGAAACCAAUAUUGAUAUUCGACCUUCUGGAAAGGAUAGGAAUGGGCGUCGAACUAUUUUGAAAGACGGUUUGUGCACAAGUCUUAUGUGAAACGCUUCAAUAAAAUAGUGUAGGCCUAGUAACUAGUCUAAAAAUAAUUGAGCCAGCAUCAGAGAGGUUUUAUUCAAAAACUUCUAAAUAUUCAUUAGACUCUUUUGAGAUUGAACAAGAAAUUCUUGUAAGAAUACAUUUUUCUUCAAAUGAAUUGAUAUUUACUUACACAUGUAAUAACCUCAUUUCUUCCACAAUCAGAACACUACGCGAUAUCAGUGAACGCAACCGCAACAGAGAAUACUUAUUUGAACUUUUUCCGUCGGGGAACGAUGAAAAAACUGGGAAGAGUCCCAAUCAGCGGACCGGAAUUUGAUGCUUUGGUGCAGCAUCAAGCCUAUCGAAUGCUCUAUAUUCGAGUAUUGGUGAGCAACAAUCUAAAUAUAGUCGUCGAAAUGAAUAUCGUUCAUUUACAGAGCAAACGAGUCUAUUUCAGUCCAAUUCCACCGAGAAAUGGGCAUUUGGGAAUGGAAGUGCACAACGUCUUACCAUGGUAACUUUUAAAGGUUUUUUUUUAGAUUUCUCCCAAUCGAUCUCUAAUUUUCAGGAUUGAAUAA